Messenger RNA from Dendroctonus ponderosae (mountain pine beetle), 1931 nucleotides. RefSeq names its product protein krasavietz (gene kra). Bases 250 to 1518 code for a protein of 422 amino acids. The transcript has 9 exons. The record is from RefSeq and is a predicted model, not a curated record. NCBI's taxonomy places the organism in Eukaryota, Metazoa, Arthropoda, Insecta, Coleoptera, Curculionidae. Gene Ontology annotation, cellular component: membrane; cytoplasm. Gene Ontology annotation, molecular function: protein binding.
UUCAACGUUUAUUUUUGUUUAGGAAAAUCUUUCGAGUGGUUAAUUGAAAUAUCGGAGAUUUUUGAAAAAUUUGCGGUUGUUUUUGAAUCGCCCGCCUUUCGUUAUAUCGAUCGUCUUGUCGUUGUCCCAACGUCGCAGACAAGGAAGGAAUUCUCACUGCGUGUUCGUUCCUUUUAAGAAGGAGACGUCUAGAAAUUUGGUGUAGCUGUGUGAGGUGCUUUUCAUAAAACAGUAAGAACAAAUUUUUGUAUGAGUCAGAAGGUAGAAAAACCAGUCCUAUCCGGUCAGCGCAUCAAGACCAGAAAAAGAGAUGAAAAAGAGAGGUAUGAUCCAUGUGGGUUUAGGGAUGCAAUAAUCUCUGGACUGGAUAAAUGCGCUAACGAUUUCGAAGCAAUAUCACGUUAUCUGGACGGUGCUGGAAACAAGCUUGAUUAUCGGCGUUAUGGAGAGGGCCUUUUCGACAUACUCAUUGCUGGAGGCAUUUUGGUUCCGGGGGGUACUUUAUCCCAGGAAGGCGAUGGCCCACACCAGACGGACGCCUGUAUUUUUAACGCCUCGGACGAGAUCAAUAUGGAAGAAAUGAAGAACUGGGAGCAAGUGUUUAUAAAGCUCAUGAGACGUUACAAAUACUUAGAAAAGCUGUUUCAAGAUGAAAUCAAGAAGAUUUUAAUGUUUGUAAAGUAUUUCAAAGAGACUGAUCGCAAGAAGUUAGCCGCUAUGCUGGCGUUAUGGAUUUCGAAUGGUAGCGUUCCUUUUGCGGCUGUGCUCGUUCUCAACAAUUCUCAUCUUAUCAAGGACCAUUUGGCUUUGGACUUUUUAAUUAACAUAUUCAAAUAUUGGCAAACGGAGAGAGGCACCAACUCUCUAAUAUCUGCUGUUCGAAAAGCCAAUCUGGAGCAGCAUUUCUCAACGUUUAUCCCUGACACGAAGCAAUCACAGGUGUACUUCAGAAAUGCUUUCCAAGACAAUGGGCUCGACGAAAUUCUCAAACUGUACGAGGAUCAACAUCAACAGGUUGCCAAGAAAGAGUUACAAACUCUCUUGGGUGAUGCUUUGUCUGAAAAUAAACCUCAACGCGAAAUAAUCGCAGAACUUAAAGAAAUUGCCCUAAAGGACAAUAUUCAAGAACAUGAGACUGUGUGCAUCAUAUGGACCACUGUCAUGGACAUACCCGAAUGGUCCAAAAAAGAGGAAUUGGUCACCGAUCAGGCCGUCCGCCACAUCAAGCAGUAUACCGUCCUGUUUUCGGCUUUCGCGCAAGGUGCUCGAGCUGAACUUUCCCUCGUUCUCAAAGUACAAGAGUACUGCUACUCUAACAUGACGUUUAUGCGUGCGUUCCAAAAGAUAAUCAUGUUAUUCUACAAAACGGACGUCAUUUCUGAGCAAACGAUUCUUAAGUGGUAUCGACAGGACUACAGUGUUAAAGGCAAAAUGAUGUUUGUCGACCAGAUGAAACAAUUUGUCGAAUGGCUACAAAACGCCGAAGAAGAGAGCGAUUCGGACGCUGAAAGCGACUAGACCAAACAUCAUCAGAAAAACUAGUGCCACCAAUAUGACCCAUAAAAAAAACGGUAACAUUUUUUCCAAUGUAUAUACCAUUUUAAACUAUAUAAUUAUAUAAAUAAUACAUAUGUAUAAACAUUCUGGUGCCUUACUGUGUUGGUGUGCGCUGACAGGCAAUAGAGAGCAGAUAAAGUUUUGUAUAAAGAACGGAGUUACUAAAAUAAACGGAAAAUAUCGUGCAUCGGAAAAAAUGGUAUUUGUAUCAACUUAUAAUAACGCCAAUGAAUUACGAGGAACUUACUAUUAUAUAUGAUGUUUUACUGUCAAUUUUUUUAAUAUACAGAAGAAAACUUACGCCUUUUGAGUUUCUUUAGUUUGAGUUAUGUGUUCUUUUGUACUAUUAUAUAAUAAAUAUUUUUACAGUUGGA